Porites lobata is the source of this 4843-nucleotide messenger RNA. Lineage: Eukaryota; Metazoa; Cnidaria; Anthozoa; Scleractinia; Poritidae. The record is from the annotation of a GenBank genome assembly.
AUGGACGAAUUUAAUUACUUACAGUUUCUUAAUGAUGAUAGUGAGCUCCUUGAGGCUGAAGAAGUACUUUUAGGGGAGUUUCCGACAUUCAGUGUCCAGUUUGACGAAUAUUUUGAUAAGUUUUCCUCUACAUCCGCUCCGGAUGCGUGCGAUCCCGAGUCCAGCAACAAAGAGACAAAUCCAGAGCCAACUCAGAAAGUACAAAAUGUAGAUUCUACCAGGUUCCCUGAAAUCUCAAGCGAAGAAAUUGAAGAGCUCAAGGCUGUUGCCGUCAACAAAAAUACCUCCCGCUCGACAAAACAGUGGAUGAAUGUAUUCAAAAGUUGGUGUCAAUCUCGUCAUCUAGAAAAUGUAAACAUAGAAACAAUGGCGCCGGAAGAGCUUGACAACAUCCUGAGCAAGUUCUAUGCCGAAGUAAAAAAAAGGGACGGAGAUGAUUACGAGCCGGAAUGCCUUAAAAUCAUGCAGAGUGCCAUUGAAAGGUAUUUAAAGGAGAAGAAUUAUCCACUGAGCAUCGUACGAUCGAGGGAGUUUCACAACUCACAAGAAAUCCUCCACGCGAAGGCAAUUUCUCUGCGACAGCAAGGAAAGGGGAAAAGACCAAGCAAAUCUCAGCCUCUCACUUCGCAGGAAGAGUCUUCUCUCUGGCUAAAAGGUCAGCUUGGUGAUUUUAACGGAAAAGUCUUGACCAAUGUUAACUUCAAAAACUUGACUGAGCAACUUGGAUUUAGAGGUCGCCAGGAGCACUAUGACGCCUACGUAGAGGACUUCGUUAUAAGACAACAAGAAGACGGCAGCGAAGUUGUAGAAUUCCGUGAAGGUCCCACUAAAACACGAAGCGGUGGUCUAACAAUAUCGCGAAGAACAACACCACAAGCUAUGUAUUUCACCGAUGGCGGAAAAACUGAUCCAGUGCGCCUUUUCAAGCUUUGGUUAUCCAAGCGACCCGACGGAAUGAAAGAUAAAGGGCCACUGUACCUGAGCGUUAUAAAUCGUCCCAAAUCAAAUGAUAUCUGGUACACCAAAAUUAGAAUGGGCGAAAAUACCAUCGGCAACAUCAUGAAAUCCAUGGCCUCCUGUCUUAAGACGAACAAAAAACUGACCAACCACAGCAUGAGAAAAACGUUGGUGUCCAAAUUGAAAAAGUCUGGUCAGCCGCGCAACGUUAUUUGUGAAAUAACAGGCCAUGCACGUGAAUCUUCGUUGGACGACUACGACGAAAUAGACGAGAAUCAACGGAAAGAACUGUCUCACAUAAUUAGCGGAUUUAAAGUAGUGCCAAAUGAAAACGGUCCUAACGACGUUUCCCAUCAAAACAGUACAGCUGCAAAGGCACCAACAAUUCAAAACACAGUCCAACAUCCAGUCCUACACCAACGAGCACCACUGGUUCCUAUUAAUCGCUCCCAACAGCAAGGUCAAAUGCACCAGGCCAUGGAAUUCCUGAAUCCUGAUUUUCAGGCUGCUGGUUUUGCAGGAUUUCCGCCAAGUUGUCCCUCACAGUUUCAGUAGGGAACUUAAGCACCAGACGUUUUUCGGGCGACGGCGACGUCUACAAACGAGCGAGCCUGGGUAAGAGGGCGCCGUCGUUCCCGCCAAAAUCCAAACUUAAGCAAAGAAGUAUUUUUGCGACGGCAACCCAUUCGAAACCUGUCUCGAAAGCUUGAAAAAAACCUGUGAAAAUGUCUUUUCGUGAAACAAGAGAGAUGCUGUUACUAGCGUAUGAUAGUAAAAUAAUUUCUGAUGAAGAAUUCUUGGUCUUGUGGGAGAGCUACCGUUGCAAGAACCCUGAUUUUCCGUACAGUUCGUAUGCAAGAUUUGAUCUUGAAAACGUUGACGAAAGCGAGUGUUUGGCAGAGUUCAGAGUCCAAAAACAAGACAUCCCUUUGCUGGCAAACGUUCUUCAACUACCAAUGAACAUCCAUUGUCCACAAAGAACAAUCUGUGAUAGAAUUGAAGGUUUAUGCAUGCUACUGAGAAGGUUUUCUUACCCUUGCCGCUAUUCAGAUAUGAUCAGCCGGUUUGGAAGACCAGUUCCAGAGUUAUGCAUGAUUACGAACGAAGUCAUGGACAACAUUUUCAACAAUCACAGCCACAGAAUAUCUCAAUGGAAUGACGAUAUUUUGAACCCUCAGUUGUUACAGGAGUAUGCUGAUGUCAUACAUGCAAAAGGCGCCCCACUAGAAAAUUGUUUGGAUUCAUAGAUGGGACAGUGAGACCGAUCGCUCGUCCAGAUCAACAGCAAAGAAUUGUGUAUAACGGUCACAAACGUGUUCACUCAUUAAAAUUCCAGUCUGUUGCACUACCAAAUGGGCUCAUUGGGAAUAUGUAUGGCCCUGUUGGUAUGUUAGUCAUCUACAUUAUUUUUUAUUACAAAGAUUUUUUCACAAUAUAGUAGGCUGCUUUUUGGUAGAGAGAGGGUCUGUGUUGCCUUGUUUCUUUGUUUAUUCACACUUUUGUCAGUAAGUGCCCACUAAUAACAAUAACAAUAACAAUAACAAUAAUAAUAAUAAUAAUUUUUUUUUAUAAAAUAUAAAACUUUAUUAAAACUUCACAAUAAUUACAAAAGAUUAAAAAGGCUAAAAGAUGAAUAAUAAUAAUAAUAAUAAUAAUAAAUAAUGAUAAUGUAAUAAUUUUAUUGGGCUCACUAAUAAUAAUAACAGCACACAUUCUCAGGAAGAUUCUGUUGUAGAAGGGCAUGAAACAAACAAGGACUGAAUGCACUUGCUGAGACGGUCCUGUGACAUUUGGUGACCCUAGACCCCUGUUGGGGUCUGAUCUAUUUCCAGCCAAGUACCCCAACUGUGAAUAAAGUUGUGGUGUGCCAUAAGAAUAAUAAUCAUCAUUAUUAUUAACUUAUGAUUAUGAUAAUUGUCAUUAUUGUUCUUGCUUGCAGAGGGUAAAAAGCAUGAUGCUAGUAUGCUGGUGGACUCCAACCUUCUUCAUGAGCUCGAGCAAAAUGCAUUUUCCCCACUGGAGAGCCUAUGUGUGUGUUUGGCGACCCUGCUUACCCUUUACGUGUGCACCUUCAGGCACCAUUUCGUCAUGGUAUACUAACCCCAGCGAUGGAAGCAUAUAAUGCAGAGAUGAGUUCUGUCAGAGUGACUGUCGAGUGGCUCUUUGGCGAUGUUAUUAAUGAUUUUAAAUUCUUGGACUUCAAAAAGAAUUUAAAAAUUGGCAUGAGCAGUGUUGGAAAAAUGUACCUAGUCUGUGCUAUUCUUAACAAUGCAAUAACCUGCUUAUAUGGAAACAGCACCUCGGAGUUUUUUUUUGGCUAAACCCUCCUUCCUUACAGGACUACUUCACAUAAAUCAAAUGUAUUGAAUGAAUUUAUUUCAGUGAAAGUAAACAUACAUAUCAGUAGUGUUUCCUGAUUUAAAGGACAGUGGUUUACGGGAAUAAAAAAGACCAGAGUCAUACUUAAAACUUACGACAAAUGAGUAAACGUAACACAGCAAAACACAAAGGCUGACUGCCAAGUAAUGAACAGUUUGUUUUUAAGUUCUUACAGCACAUAAGCUUAAUAUGAGCUGUAUUGUUAAAUCAAAACUUGACUCAGAAGAGGCAGGCAGACAGCCCAUUUUCGUAAACACAAUGCUUUGUCCCUAACUCAAGGGACUAUAAUUAACGUGUAUAAACUGUUAAACUACAAAAUUUGUAAAGGACGAUUAAAGUGUUCUUUCUUGAAUGAUCUAACCUAAGAUCUUACUUCUUAACCAUAUUUUGCAUCAUGGUCAUCAAUGCCUGUGAAAUUUGCACUUGCUGCUCUGUUUGCUUCCGUAGCAGUUCAAUCUGUAGCUCUUGUUGUCUGGCCCUUACUUCCUGCUCCUUUCUUUGCAGUUCUAGCUCCUGUUGGCGAAUGGAAUACUCACUUUGAGCUUUUUCUUUCAAGAAUUCAACCGCAUCACCCCCGCUUCUUCGGCUCUUUUUUGGCGCUGCCAGCAGAUUCAGUUGAUUUUCUUUUCAUGCGUUCCAUGGCUUUCUUUCUGAUUUCUUCAGCUGCCUCUUUAUCAUCUGACUGUUUCUUGUCUUUGGCCGAAAAGCUAUCUUCUCUCUCACAUAACUCUUCUAUUAGCGUAUCUUUCUCAGAUAACUCGCAAUCAAUGCCACUGGCUUGUAGCUCUUCUCGUUGCGUGCGUUUAAACUUGGCCUGAAGCAGAUUCCAUCGGUCUCUGACUCCCCUCUUCUCCUUUAUCAUAAAUUUUGGAUUAUCAAGCUUGUUCAAUCUUUCCUGGAUUGACUCCCAGAUUUUGCCACGGUCUGGACUGCCUUUCUUGCACUGAAAAAAUUCGGUAGCAAUCAUUUCACGCAACAGGAGAAUGUCAUGGUCAUCUGUCCAUUCCAUUACAGGUUGUUUUUUGGUAGCCAUCUUCACGCUAUAGAGCCUAAAAAGUUAAAAAAACAGACCUGUAAUACACGACAAUCGCUCCUACAAUCGCCAAAACGACAGAAUAAAAUUUUACGUAUCACUAAGUGCAAAACAUCGCAGGCAAAAUGAUAUAAAAGCACGAAAAUCAUAAAAGCAAAACUCACGUUUUACAGGCGACGUCAAAAUAAGCAAAACAAAGUCGGCGCAGAGUCGCGACGGCCGACUCUGUCGGCGGGAAACGUGGAUCGGAAGUAAAUUUGACUUCCGGUUGCCGUCGCCCCGUAGAAAACGUCUGGUGCUUAAGUUCCCUAGUACCGCAUGGCAGCGUUGACGUGUGCUGGUAAUACUGCUGCUUCAUCGCAGAAUUACACCGGUUGUACUUUCAAUUUUUUCUCCCAAGAAAACGCGAUGCCUCAGCCACAACCGCAGAAGAAGCGAAGGGCUUAUAUUAUUGAGUCAGACGACGAGGAUUAA